CCUACUCGUAGCUAGAGCGGCUGCUUAUAUAAACGGCCGUUCCUCUUGCAUCCCAAUCAUAUCAACAUCAAGAAGCCAUCUCUAAGUACUCACUAUGACGACCAACAACAGAGAAAGGUUACAUCGAGGGCACUAUCUGCAGACACGGCCGAGAUGGCGUGGCACGAUUUGGAGAACGCCAAGGACUGAGCGAGCAACAACAUUCCAUUCAUUCAUGGACUUGCCAGUUGAGCUUCAGUUACUGAUUUGGGAAUUCGCAGCGCCACGAGCUAUACUCAGAAUCGGAAACGAGCGUGACGCACUGUUAGCAGCCUCCAAAUACAUUCUUCGGACACUCCCACCGAUGGCUCAUGCUUGUCAAAUGGCUAGAGACAUUGUCUUGAACGGUUCUGAUCAUUCCUUCUUGAGACUAUUUAAACUUACAGAUGUGCGAGCAUCUCGGGCUCUCGAACGUUUCUACUUCUCUACAAGACAUGAAACGCUCUGGAUUCCUAGUGGUACGUUACCCUGUCGCAGAUAAACCUCCUAGCUGACAAUAUAGACUUCCUCUACCACGGACUAGCUGAUCAUCAUUUCACGCUUGACUUAGGCCCUAGCCUGCGUCACCUUUCCACCGAAAGACACU
Molecule: messenger RNA, 625 nt
Organism: Mollisia scopiformis
Lineage: Eukaryota; Fungi; Ascomycota; Leotiomycetes; Helotiales; Mollisiaceae
Exons: 1
Coding region: 95-520 (141 amino acids)
Source: RefSeq, a predicted model, not a curated record